AUGGCUGGUACUUUUCUAUUUACUUCUGAAUCCGUCGGUGAAGGUCACCCAGACAAGAUCUGUGAUCAAGUCUCUGAUGCUAUCUUGGACGCCUGUUUGGCUGAAGAUCCAAUGUCAAAGGUCGCUUGUGAAACUGCUGCCAAGACUGGUAUGAUCAUGGUCUUUGGUGAAAUCACCACCAACGCAAAGUUGGACUACCAAAAAAUCGUCAGAGACACCAUCAAGAAGAUCGGUUACGACGCUUCCGAAAAGGGUUUCGAUUACAAGACUUGUAACGUUUUGGUCGCCAUCGAACAACAAUCUCCAGAUAUCGCCCAAGGUUUGCAUUUGGAACAAAAAUUGGAAGAAUUAGGUGCCGGUGACCAAGGUAUCAUGUUCGGUUACGCUACCGACGAAACCCCAGAAUACUUGCCAUUGACCAUCUUAUUGGCUCACAAGUUGAACAUGGCUAUGGCUGACGCCAGAAGAGACGGCUCUUUGCCAUGGUUGAGACCAGACACCAAGACUCAAGUCACCGUCGAAUACAAGAACGAUAACGGUAGAUGGGUCCCAUUGAGAAUCGACACCAUCGUCGUUUCCGCUCAACACGCUGAAGAAAUCUCUACUGCCGACUUGAGAUCAAAGAUUAAGUCUGACAUCAUCGACAAGGUCUGUCCAGCUGACAUGUUGGAUGAAAACACCAAAUACUACAUCCAACCUUCCGGUAGAUUCGUCAUCGGUGGUCCACAAGGUGAUGCCGGUUUAACCGGUAGAAAGAUUAUCGUCGAUGCUUAUGGUGGUGCUUCCGCUGUCGGUGGUGGUGCUUUCUCCGGUAAGGAUUACUCCAAGGUCGAUCGUUCCGCUGCUUACGCUGCUAGAUGGGUUGCCAAGUCUUUGUUGGCUGCCGGUCUAUGUAAGAGAGUCGAAGUCCAAUUCUCUUAUGCUAUUGGUGUCGCCGAACCAUUAUCUUUACACGUCGACACUUAUGGUACCGCUACUAAGUCUGAUGAAGAAAUCAUUCAAAUCAUUAAGAACAACUUCGAUUUGAGACCAGGUGUCUUAGUCAAGGAAUUGGACUUGGCUAGACCAAUCUACUUGCCAACCGCUUCUUACGGUCACUUCACCAACCAAGAAUACCCAUGGGAACAACCAAAGGCUUUGAAAUUCUAA
Vanderwaltozyma polyspora DSM 70294 is the source of this 1149-nucleotide messenger RNA. RefSeq names its product methionine adenosyltransferase. The transcript has a single exon. Gene Ontology annotation, biological process: S-adenosylmethionine biosynthetic process. Gene Ontology annotation, cellular component: cytosol. Lineage: Eukaryota; Fungi; Ascomycota; Saccharomycetes; Saccharomycetales; Saccharomycetaceae. The coding region runs from base 1 to 1149 and encodes 382 amino acids. The record is from RefSeq and is a predicted model, not a curated record. Gene Ontology annotation, molecular function: methionine adenosyltransferase activity; ATP binding.